Messenger RNA from Cricetulus griseus (Chinese hamster), 2005 nucleotides. NCBI's taxonomy places the organism in Eukaryota, Metazoa, Chordata, Mammalia, Rodentia, Cricetidae. The record is from RefSeq and is a predicted model, not a curated record.
AUGAGCCACCCAACUGUUUCGCUGGCACUCUUCCAAUGUAAUGCCCGCCACUAUCAAGGUCAAGUCACACAGUCGGGGGUCGCCAGGCCGAGUACGGCUGCGUCCCCACCCCCCACGUACGCACAAACGCGGGGUCGCCGGAACCCUGUGCCCCGCAGCGUUCGAUCUCAGGACCGAGACACCCUGGGCUAGGGUCCCCUUGGUCGCGCGUUGCGCUGUAGCAGCGCCCGCCUUCUGCUUCCCGCCUCCUGCCUCGGUGGCCGCGCAGGAUCUGGCUGCCCUGCUUGCCAGUGUGGAGACUCUGCUGAGAGGCCACAAGAAGAGAAAUAUCCUGUUGGGCCAUGGCUGUUGGCACUGUUUGUUUUUGUUGUCUGUGGCUCAGGACUCAGAGACAAGCAUCAUCUGGAAUGUCUGCAACUGUUCCCUGCAGAGACACGGUCACACAAACACUCCAGCUGCUGCCUCCUCAAGCCUCUUGUGGACAGGCAAACUUGGUGCCAUUCCGCAGACCACUGUGACUAUCUGUGCACCAAACUAUAAUCCCCUGGUUGUUCUUCCUCCUCUUCCUCAUUGGUUGGUGUUUUUAUUUUGUGAUGCUGGACACAGAACCAGGGCCUUUACACAUGUGUAGAGGUAACACUGCCAUUAGGCUACACUCCCAGCCCUCAGCUCUUCAAAACUUUUUAAAAAAUGAUUCUUAGACAGUAGGUAGCUAUUGAUUAGUGAUGUCUGCCAUGACCAUGCUGUGGUCACCAGAGCCAAAGCCUCAUCCUUGUUAUUCCUGGACUAAACUUCUUAUAAUGUACUCUCAGAACAACUGUGUUCAACACUCUCCACUUUCUUCCUUGACGGGAUGUCUCCUAAACAUUUGGUCUUUUCUUAAUAUGCUAUCUGGGCAAUUUUUAAAUUUAGAUUUAGCAUGUGCAAGCUUCUGGUGGUCUUAUAAUACUACUUAUCUCUCCUGAACCUAGUGGCAAAGGGCAGCAAUGUGAUGCAUUCUCUUUGUGGCAAGGGUGUAUCCUGUUUCAUCCCCAGUUAGACUUCAGCGGACAUCAGUGGAGCCAUUUAGUCCCCAGCAUCCUUUGCUGCUUCUCUGACAGACCUCUUAAAUACCAGUCACACCCCAGUUCUCCACUUGUGUAGUCCUAAUUUCAAUUUCAUUUCUCCUCUGACAAACCUUAAUAUUGGUUUCCUAAUUAGGGCCCCCUAAGCCUGGGCGUUCUUGAGUGUCCCCAUCAAAGGGAACUUGGAGUGGACAGGAUUAACUCAUGACCAUUAUUUCCUCCACAAUUUUCUGGCCAGUAAGUGUGUAGUUUAUAAUCAGAACAGUUUAUGACAACAAAACCCUUUUUCCUUUGGAAGGCUGAGGACUUCUGCUAAAAGCUUAAUAAAGAGCAACUAUUGUAAUUGAAGUAGUGGUGUAGUUGCUAUGUGUGUCUAUGUAGGUAUUUUUAUGUGUGUGUUAGUCAAUGCGUAGGUUUCUACAUGUGUGUAAGAUAUUUAGGUUCUGUGUUUCUGUACUUGUAUAUGUAUUUGUGUAUCUAUGUGUUUAUAUAUGUACUGAUAUUCUAUGCGUUGAUGUCUAAGUUUCUAUAUGUAUUUACAUAUACAGGUCUGUAUUUCUCUACUCAUGUGUAUAUGUUUAUUGAUGUGUCAAUUUAUAUGUGUGUGUUGUAUAUAUUUGUGGAUGUCUAUGUUUCUAUGUGUUUGUGUCUGUAUAUGUGUUUGUGUGUCCAUGUGUAUAUUUUCUGUAUAGGUUUCUUAUAUGUAUUCUUUUGUAUGUGUUUAGAUUUCUAUAUGUUUGUGAAUGAAUGCCAAGUCAUGAUGUGUUGUGUGUGUCUCUGUUUAUGCCUGUAUACAUAUGUAUACAAAUGUGUGUCUGUGUAUGUAGGGGGAUAAGGUAUAUAUUGAGGAAGGUGUCUGUAUAUAUUGUGUAUAUGUAGGAACAUGUAUGUGUGCUAAUAUGUAUGUGUGUCAGGGUGCCAAUGUAUGUGCCUGUAUGUAU